CUGAGGAAGCACACACCCUGCUCUCUCAAUUUGCAAUUCCUGGGUCAGGAACUAACUUCAGGAAACAAGAGAAAGACAGAAGAAAGGAGAGAAGUGCAGCUGUCCGAAAGUAGAGGAGAGCUGGUGAUGGAUCUUGAAUCAGGGCCAGGAGAUUUUGACCCCACGCACCCCAAGCGAGCAACCCUGGAGGAGAUUGAAGGGGUCCUUUUCCCCGAUACAUUACGCGAGCACUGGGGUACCAUAAAGGGCUUUAAAGCACGCCCUGACGAUCUUCUCAUCUGCACUUACCCCAAAGCAGGGACCACCUGGAUCCAGCAAAUAGCGAGCAUGGUUCAGCAUAGAGGUGACCUGGAGAAAUGUAAUCAGAAACCCAUCUAUGAGCGGAUGCCCUUCAUAGACAUGCCUCCUAUGAAACCUUUUGUUUCUGGUGUUGAACAGGCAGACCUAAUGCCCUCUCCACGUAUACUCAAAAGUCACCUCCCGGUUCAGCUGCUUCCUGCUUCUUUUUGGGAACAGAAAUGCAAGGUCAGGAUAAUUCACCAGGGUGAGACUGAUGAAAGGGCAAGGUUUAAUCUAAACCAAUAUGCCAUGUUCACUUUCUACUGGUCCAUUUUUUUUGCAGUUGCCUGGGGCUCUUGGUCUGACCAUGUUCGUGGUUGGUGGGAGGCCAAGGACCGUCACCCAGUCCUCUACCUCUUUUAUGAAGAUAUGAAAGAGGACCCAGCCCGGGAAAUCCGAAAAGUGAUCCAAUUUAUGGGCCUAGAACUCCCAGAAUCAGUUCUGAACCAGAUUGUGGAGCACACAAAGUUUGAGAGCAUGAAAACAAACCCGAUGGCUAAUUACAGCACCCUGCCCUCCUCUCUCGUGGACCACAGUGUGUCACCCUUCAUGAGAAAAGGCACUGUUGGAAACUGGAAGAAACACUUCACAGUGGCUCAGAGUGAAUGGCUAGAUGACACCUGCGCUCAGUUACUGAAGGGCAGCGGCCUGAACUUUCGCACAGAGAUAUAAACGCACCUCUAUGCCCCACAUCAGGAUUUUCACAACAACAGGCCUGGAGUGCUUACUUGACCUGCAUUCAGUGCAAUACAGGACUGAAGCCACAAGCAAGGCCUACCUAAAAUGAAUUUUGUGGGAAUGGUUCCUGUUAUGUACUGAAGUUCUCACCCUGGGCCAGCAGGGGGAUACUGUAGAUAGUUAUGCAAAUAAGGGAUCGAAAGUGACGUUCAGUGAUUGGAUAGUUUUAGAAAAUUGUUACAGUUACAUUGUCCUGGACCUCUAUAUAAGCAGGCUGACUGAACCCUUCAGUUCUGUCCUGGCCUGUGAAUAAACAAGAGCUGUUUGAAGAAUCGCUGUGUCGUCUGAUAUGUUCACCCACAACUUAACAGUUCCUGUUCC
Podarcis raffonei (Aeolian wall lizard) is the source of this 1398-nucleotide messenger RNA. Its product is annotated as sulfotransferase 1C2-like. Gene Ontology annotation, cellular component: cytoplasm. The coding region runs from base 127 to 1011 and encodes 294 amino acids. NCBI's taxonomy places the organism in Eukaryota, Metazoa, Chordata, Lepidosauria, Squamata, Lacertidae. Gene Ontology annotation, biological process: sulfation. Gene Ontology annotation, molecular function: sulfotransferase activity. The record is from RefSeq and is a predicted model, not a curated record. The transcript is spliced from 7 exons.